This is a messenger RNA of Vigna unguiculata (cowpea), 3248 nucleotides long. RefSeq names its product TMV resistance protein N-like. NCBI's taxonomy places the organism in Eukaryota, Viridiplantae, Streptophyta, Magnoliopsida, Fabales, Fabaceae. Gene Ontology annotation, biological process: defense response; signal transduction. Gene Ontology annotation, molecular function: ADP binding. The record is from RefSeq and is a predicted model, not a curated record.
UGAUACUCUUCGAAAUGAUGAUAAGUCCAUAAAGACUGUUUUACUCACUUCAAUUAUUUGAUGGAGUUGGCUUCUUCAUCAUCUUCAUCCUUCCUAAAAUCGGAACCCCAUUUCAUAUACGAUGUGUUCAUCAACUUUUGGGGAGAAGACAUCCGGAGAAAAUUCGUUUCUCAUCUUCAUUCUGUUCUUUUACAAGCUCAAGUCAAAACAUUGAUUAACGAGGAGAACCUGCAGGAGGGAAUUACGCUGGAAGAGAACAUGCGAGCAAUAGCAGCCUCUAAGAUUGCAAUAAUCGUUUUCUCCAAAACAUACACUGAAUCUACCUGUUGUCUUCGUGAGCUUGAAAAAAUCAUCGAAUGCCGGGAAACUUUUGGCCAAAUAGUUCUGCCAGUAUUUUACGAGCUUUAUCCAUUCGAUGUACGUUAUCAACAAGAUGACUUUGGAAAAUCGUUGGAAGAAACUGGACACAAAAGCUAUUCAGGAGAACAACUAGAACAUGCAUUAUCCAGUUGGAGCCGUGCACUCAACAUAGCUGCAAGUAUCACUGGUUGGGAUGUCAAAGAUUUCAGGCAUGAUGCUGAACUUGUGGAGGAAAUUGUUAGCCGCGUUCAGGCAUUAUUGGACUAUAAAGACUUGUUUAUUACCCAAUUUCCUGUUGGAUUAGAGUCCCAUGUGGAAAAGGUGAUUGGAUGUAUUGAAAAUCAUUCCACCAAAGUGUGCAUGAUAGGGAUAUGGGGAAUGGGAGGAUCAGGUAAAACUACCUUAGCCAAAGCCAUCUACAAUCAAAUUUAUCAUCCAUUUAUUGGUAAGAGUUUUAUUGAAAAUGUUAGAGAAGUUAGGGAUCAAGUAAAUAGGCAUGUUGAUUUGCAAGAAAAAUUUCUUUAUGAGGUUCUUAAAUCCAAGUUUGAGGUUAAAACCAUUGGGAUGGGAAGAAGUAUCAUCGAGAAUGAACUUUCUAAAAAAAGGUUGCUCAUUGUGCUUGAUGAUGCGAAUGAGUUUUGCCAUUUAGAAAACCUAUGCGGGAAUCGUGGAUGGUUUGGUCAAGGAACUGUGAUAAUCAUUACCACUAGAGAUGUUCGAGUACUGAACCAACUCAAAGUUGAUUUUGUUUAUAAGAUGGAUGUGAUGAACGAAAAUGAUUCCCUUGAGCUUUUAUGUUGGCAUGCCUUUAGAGAUGCAAAACCAAGUGAAGACUUCAAUGAACUUGCCAGAAACAUAGUUACUUAUUGUGGAGGACUACCACUAGCUCUUGUGGUCCUUGGUUCCCAUUUAUAUGAUAAGACAUUGGAAAUGUGGGAAAGUGUAACUUUAAAGCUACAAAUAUUUCCUGAUGAACGCAUUCUACGAAAUUUGGAAAAAGGUUUUGAAGCUUUGUGUGAUGACAUGGAAAAGGAUAUAUUUCUUGAUGUAUGUUGUUUCUUUAUUGGUAAAGAUAGAGGCUAUGUCACAGAGAUACUAAAUGGCUGUGGACUACAUGCUGAUAUUGGAAUGACAAUUCUCAUAGAACGUGGUCUUAUAAAAGUUGAAAGGAACAAUAAACUUGAAAUGCAUCCUUUGUUACGGGAUAUGGGAAGAGAUAUUAUUCGUCGAAGAUGGCCAAAGGAACCGGGGAAAAGGAGUCGAUUAUGGUUUCAUGAGGAUGUAAAACAUGUACUGCAAAAUAAAACUGGGUCAAAAGCUACUGAAGGAUUGUCCCUGAAAUUGCAUUCAACCAACAGAGAUUGCUUCAAAGCUCAUGCUUUCAAGCAAAUGAAGAGGUUGAGACUGCUACAACUGGAUCAUGUUCAACUUGUUGGAGACUAUGGGUACCUUUCUAAACAACUGAGAUGGAUUUGUUGGCAAGGGUUUCCUUCACAAUACAUUCCAAACAACUUUCAUAUGGAAAAUGUAAUUGCAAUUGAUUUAAAGCAUAGUCAUCUUCAACUCGUCUGGAGACAACCCCGGGUUUUAGAGGGGUUAAAAUUCCUUAAUCUUAGUCACUCCAAGUACUUGAGAGAAACACCUGAUUUUUCAGGACUACCAAGUCUUGAACAACUUAUUCUAAAAGAUUGUACAAGUUUGUGCAAGGUACACCCAUCCAUUGGAGAUCUCUGUAAUCUACUACUGAUAAAUUUGAGGGACUGCACAAGUCUAACCAGUCUCCCCAAAGAGGUAUAUAAGUUGAAAUCUUUAAAAACUUUCAACCUCUCUGGUUGUUUCAAGAUUGACAUAUUGAAGGAAGAUAUAAUGCAGAUGGAAUCCUUGAUAACACUAAUUUCUGAAAAUACUGUUGUGAAACAAGUGCCUUGUUCAAUUGUGAGCUCUAAACACAUGGCAUAUAUAUCCCUGCAUGGAUUUGAAGGAUUGUCACAUAAUUUUUUUUCUUCUACCAUUCGGUCUUGGAUGUCCCCAACAAUGAAUUCCCAAUCUUAUAUCAGUCCAUUGUGCCUUGAUACGAACAAUGAUAAUUGGGGAGAACUUGCGCCAUUGCAUAGCUGCCUCACAAAUCUUCGAAGUAUGUUGGUUCAAUGUGACACGGAGUUUCAACUAUCUAUGCAACUAAACACAAUUCUUGUCGAAUACGGUGCAAAUUUUAUAGAAUCAAGAAUUUCAAAUCAUCGUUUGAGGUUUUCUUUGAUAGGUGUUGGAAGUUGCAAUGAAUUCUUCAACACUCUCAGCGAUAAUGUUUCUAAGGGAUUCGCAAGGAGUAAGUGUUGUGAUGUUCCUCUUCCAGGUGACAACCAUCCUUAUUGGCUGAGCCAUAUUGGUGAUGGAAAUUCUGUUUCUUUCACUAUGCCUAAGGAUUGUGACAUGAAGGGAAUAGCUUUGUGUGUUGCUUAUUUAUCAACCCCUGAAAUGGUGGCAACUGAAUGUUUUAGAAGUGUGUUAAUUGUUAAUUACACAAAGUGCACAUGCCAUAUACACAACCAUGGCACAGUAAUGUCCUUUAAUGAUGAAGAUUGGCAUGGCAUAAUGUCAAAUUUAGAGUCUGGAGACAAGGUGGAGUUUUUUGUGAGUUGUGGUCAUGGAUUGGUGUUCAAGAACACAGCAGUCUAUUUGAUAUACGGUGACUAAAAAUGACUUGGAAAGAGAACAUUGGAGAAAAAAUAAAAACAGAUUCAUUCAUAUUCAUAAAUAAAAUUGUAAUGCGAAUUCUGGUAAGGCAUUAUCUUCUUUGGAACAGCAGGAUCCCUUUAGUUAUGGAAUUAAUCCUUGUGUCCUUGAUUGCUAUUUAUAGUUAAGAAAUUAAAUGUCUAUAUUGCUCUGUC